This is a messenger RNA of Closterium sp. NIES-65, 7089 nucleotides long. The record is from the annotation of a GenBank genome assembly. Lineage: Eukaryota; Viridiplantae; Streptophyta; Zygnematophyceae; Desmidiales; Closteriaceae.
AUGGGAGCAACUCACCUGGCUGGUGGGGGUGCUGGGAGCAACUCGCCUGGCUGGUGGCAGUGCUGGGAGCAACUCGCCUGGCUGGUGGGGAUGCUAGGAGCAACUCACCUGGCUGGUGGGGGUGCUAGGAGCAACUCACCUGGCUGGUGGGGGUGCUGGGAGCAACUCGCCUGGCUGGUGGGGGUGCUGGGAGCAACUCGCCUGGCUGGUGGGGGUGCUGGGAGCAACUCGCCUGGCUGGUGGGGGUGCUGGGAGCAACUCGCCAGGCUGGUGGGGGUGCUGGGAGGAACUCGCCUGGCUGGUGGGGGUGCUGGGAGCAACUCGCCUGGCUGGUGGGGGUGCUGGGAGCAACUCGCCUGGCUGGUGGGGGUGCUGGGAGCAACUCGCCUGGCUGGUGGGGGUGCUGGGAGCAACUCACCUGGCUGGUGGGGGUGCUGGGAGAAACUCAACUGGCUGGUGGGGAUGCUGGGAGCAACUCAACUGGCUCGUGGGGGUGCUGGGAGCAACUCGCCUGGCUGGGGUGCUGGGAGCAACUCACCUGGCUGGUGGGGGUGCUGGGAGCAACUCACCUGGCUGGUGGGGGUGCUGGGAGCAACUCGCCUGGCUGGUCUGGGUGCUGGGAGCAACUCGCCUGGCUGGUGGGGGUGCUGGGAGCAACUCGCGUGGCUAGUGGGGGUGCUGGGAGCAACUCGCCUGGCUGGUGGGGGUGAUGGGAGCAACUCACCUGGCUGGUGGGGGUGCUGGGAGCAACUCGCCUGGCUGGUGGCAGUGCUGGGAGCAACUCGCCUGGCUGGUGGGGAUGCUAGGAGCAACUCACCUGGCUGGUGGGGGUGCUGGGAGCAACUCACCUGGCUGGUGGGGGUGCUGGGAGCAACUCGCCUGGCUGGUGGGGGUGCUGGGAGCAACUCGCCUGGCUGGUGGGGGUGCUGGGAGCAACUCGCCUGGCUGGUGGGGGUGCUGGGAGCAACUCGCCAGGCUGGUGGGGGUGCUGGGAGGAACUCGCCUGGCUGGUGGGGGUGCUGGGAGCAACUCGCCUGGCUGGUGGGGGUGCUGGGAGCAACUCGCCUGGCUGGUGGGGGUGCUGGGAGCAACUCGCCUGGCUGGUGGGGGUGCUGGGAGCAACUCACCUGGCUGGUGGGGGUGCUGGGAGCAACUCGCCUGGCUGGCGGGGGUGCUGGGAGCAACUCGCCUGGCUGGAACUCGCCUGGCUGGUGGGGGUGCUGGGAGCAACUCGCCUGGCUGGUGGGGGUGCUGGGAGCAACUCGCCUGGCUGGUGGGGGUGCUGGGAGCAACUCGCCUGGCUGGUGGGGGUGCUGGGAGCAACUCGCCAGGCUGGUGGGGGUGCUGGGAGGAACUCGCCUAGCUGGUGGGGGUGCUGGGAGCAACUCGCCUGGCUGGUGGGGGUGCUGGGAGCAACUGGCCUGGCUGGUGGGGGUGCUGGGAGCAACUCGCCUGGCUGGUGGGGGUGCUGGAAGCAACUCGCCUGUCUGGUGGGGGUGCUGGGAGCAACUCGCCUGGCUGGUGGGGGUGCUGGGAGCAACUCGCCUGGCUGGUGGGGGUGCUGGGAGCAACUGGCCUGGCUGGUGGGGGUGCCGGGAGCAACUCUCCUGGCUGGUGGGGGUGUUGGGAGCAACUCACCUGGCUGGUGGGGGUGCUGGGAGCAACUCACCUGGCUGGUGGGGGUGCUGGGAGCAACUCACCUGGCUGGUGGGGGUGUUGGGAGCAACUCACCUGGCUGGUGGGGGUGCUGGGAGCAACUCACCUGGCUGGUGGGGGUGCAAGGAGCAACUCACCCAGCUGGUGGGGGUGUUGGGAGCAACUCACCUGGCUAGUGGGGGUGCUGGGAGCAACUCACCUGGCUGGUGGGGGUGCAAGGAGCAACUCACCUGGCUGGUGGGGUUGUUGGGAGCAACUUACCUGGCUAGUGGGGGUGCUGGGAGCAACUCACCUGGCUGGUGGGGAUGCUGGGAGCAACUCACCUUGCUGGUGGGGGUGCUGGGAGCAACUCACCUGGCUGGUGGGGGUGCUGCGAGCAACUCACCUGGCUGGUGGGGGUGCUGGGAGCAACUCACCUGGCUGGUGGGGGUGCUGGGAGCAACUCACCUGGCUGGUGGGGGUGCUGGGAGCAACUCACCUGGCUGGUGGGGGUGCUGGGAGCAACUCAACUGGCUAGUGGGGGUGCUGGGAGCAACUCAACUGGCUCGUGGGGUUACUAGGAGCAACUCGCCUGGCUGGUGGGGGUGCUGGGAGCAACUCGCCUGGCUGGUGGGGGUGCUGGGAGCAACUCGCCUGGCUGGUGGGGGUGCUGGGAGCAACUCACCUGGCUGGUGGGGGUGCUGGGAGCAACUCACCUGGCUGGUGGGGGUGCUGGGAGCAACUCACCUGGCUGGUUGGGGUGCCGGGAGCAACUCGCCUGGCUGGUGGGGGUGCUGGGAGCAACUCACCUGGCUGGUGGGGGUGCUGGGAGCAACUCACCUGGCUGGUGGGGGUGCUAGGAGCAACUCAACUGGCUGGUGGGGGUGCUGGGAGCAACUCGCCUGGCUGGUGGGGGUGCUGGGAGUGGUGGGGGUGCUGGGAGCAACUCACUUGGUUGAUGGGGGUGCUGGGAGCAACUCACCUGGCUGGUGGGGGUGCUGGGAGCAACUCAACUGGCUGGCUAGGGUGCUGGAAGCAACUCAACUGGCUGAGCAACUCACCUGGCUGGUGGGGGUGCUGGGAGCAACUCACCUGGCUGGUGGGGUGCUGGGAGCAACUCACCUGGCUGGUGGGGUGCUGGGAGCAACUCACCUGGCUGGUGGCGGUGCUGGGAGCAACUCACCUGGCCGGUGGGGGUGCUGGGAGCAACUCACCUUGCCGGUGGGGAUGCUAGGAGCAACUCACCUGGCUGGUGGGGGUGCUGGGAGCAACUCACCUGGCUGGUGGGGGUGCUUGGAGCAACUCGCCUGGCUGGUGGGGGUGGUGGGAGCUACUCACCUUGCCGGUGGGGAUGCUAGGAGCAACUCGCCUGGCCGGUGGGGGUGCUGGGAGCAACUCGCCUGGCCGGUGGGGGUGCUUGGAACAACUCGCCUGGCUGGUGGGGGUGCUGGGAGCAACUCGCAUGGCUGGUGGGGGUGCUGGGAGCAACUCGCCUGGCUGGAGCAACUCGCCUGGCCGGUGGGGGUGCUGGGAGCAACUCGCCUGGCCGGUGGGGGUGCUUGGAACAACUCGCCUGGCUGGUGGGGGUGCUGGGAGCAACUCGCAUGGCUGGUGGGGGUGCUGGGAGCAACUCGCCUGGCUGGUGGGGGUGCUGGGAGCAACUCGCCUGGCGGGUGCGGGUGCUGGGAGCAACUCGUCUGGCUGGUGGGGGUGCUGGGAGCAACUCGCCUGGCUGGUGGGGGUGCUGGGAGCAACUCGACUGGCUGGUGGGGGUGCUGGGAGCAACUCAACUGGCUGGUGGGGGUGCUGGGAGCAACUCGCCUGGCGGGUGCGGGUGCUGGGAGCAACUCGUCUGGCUGGUGGGGGUGCUGGGAGCAACUCAACUGGCUGGUGGGGGUGCUGGGAGCAACUCGCCUGGCUGGUGGGAGUGCUGGGAGCAACUCACCUGGCUGGUGGGGGUGCUGGGAGCAACUCACCUGGCUGGUGGGGGUGCUGGGAGCAACUCAACUGGCUGGUGGGGGUUCUGGGAGCAACUCGCCUGGCUGGUGGGGGCGCUGGGAGCAACUCGCCUGGCUGGUGGGAGUGCUGGGAGCAACUCACCUGGCUGGUGGGGGUGCUGAGAGCAACUCACCUGGCAGGUGGGGGUGCUGGGAGCAACUCAACUGGCUGGUGGGGGUGCUGGGAGCAACUCAACUGGCUGGUGGGGGUGCUGGGAGCAACUCGCCUGGCUGGUGGGGGUGCUGGGAGCAACUCGCCAGUCUGGUGGGGGUGUUGGGAGCAACUCGCCUGGCUGGUGGGAGUGCUGGGAGCAACUCACCUGGCUGGUGGGGGUGCUGGGAGCAACUCACUUGGCUGAUGGGGGUGCUGGGAGCAACUCACCUGGCUGGUGGGGGUGCUGGGAGCAACUCACCUGGCUGGUGGGGGUGCUCGGAGCAACUCGCCUGGCUGGUGGGGGUGCUGGGAGCAACUCAACUGGCUGGUGGGGGUGCUGGGAGCAACUCAACUGGCUGGUGGGGGUGCUGGGAGCAACUCGCCUGGCUGGUGGGGAUGCUAGGAGCAACUCACCCGGCUGGUGGGGGUGCUGAGAGCAACUCACAUGGCUGGUGGGGGUGCUCGGAGCAACUCGCCUGGCUGGUGGGGGUGCUUGGAGCAACUCGCCUGGCUGGUGGGAAUGCUCGGAGCAACUCACCUGGCUGGUGGGGGUGCUGGGAGCAACUCGCCUGGCUUGUGGGGAUGCUAGGAGCAACUCACCCGGCUGGUGGGGGUGCUGAGAGCAACUCACCUGGCAGGUGGGGGUGCUCGGAGCAACUCGCCUGGCUGGUGGGGGUGCUGGGAGCAACUCGCCUGGCUGGUGGGAAUGCUAGGAGCAACUCACCUGGCUGGUGGGAGUGCUGGGAGCAACUCACAUGGCCGGUGGGGGUGCUGGGAGCAACUCGCCUGGCUGGUGUGGGUGCUGGGAGCAACUCACCUGGCUGGUGGGGGUGCUGGGAGCAACUCACCUUGCCGGUGGGGAUGCUAGGAGCAACUCGCCUGGCUGGUGGGGGUGCUGGGAGCAACUCGCGUGGCUGGUGGGGGUGCUGGGAGCAACUCAAAUGGCAGGUGGGGGUGCUGGGAGCAACUCGCCUGGCUGGUGGAGGUGCUGGGAGCAACUCGCCUGGCGGGUGCGGGUGCUGGGAGCAACUCGUCUGGCUGGUGGGGGUGCUGGGAGCAACUCGCCUGGCUGGUGGGGGUGCUGGGAGCAACUCGACUGGCUGGUGGGGGUGCUGGGAGCAACUCAACUGCCUGGUGGGGGUGCUGGGAGCAACUCGCCUGGCUGGUGGGGGUGCUGGGAGCAACUCAACUGGCUGGUGGGGGCGCUGGGAGCAACUCGUCUGGCUGGUGGGAGUGCUGGGAGCAACUCGCCUGGCUGGUGGGGGUGCUGGGAGCGACUUGCCUGGCUGGUGGGGGCGCUGGGAGCAACUCGUCUGGCUGGUGGGGGUGCUGGGAGCAACUCACCUGGCUGGUGGGGGUGCUGGGAGCAACUCGCCUGGCUGGUGGGGGUGCUGGGAGCAACUCACCUGGCUGGUGGGGGUGCUGGGAGCAACUCACCUGGCUGGUGGGAGUGCUGGGAGCAACUCACCUGGCUGGUGGGGGUGCUGGGAGCAACUCACCUGGCUGGUGGGGGUGCUGGGAGCAACUCAACUGGCUGGUGGGGGUGCUGGGAGCAACUCGCCUCGCUGGUGGGGGUGCUGGGAGCAACUCGCCUGUCUGGUGGGGGUGUUGGGAGCAACUCGACUGGCUGGUGGGAGUGCUGGGAGCAACUCAACUGGCUGGUGGGGGUGCUGGGAGCAACUCACCUGCCUGGUGGGGGUGCUGGGAGCAACUCACUUGGCUGAUGGGGGUGCUGGGAGCAACUCACCUGGCUGGUGGGGGUGCUGGGAGCAACUCACCUGGCUGGUGGGGGUGCUGGGAGCAACUCGCCUGGCUGUUGGGGAUGCUAGGAGCAACUCACCCGGCUGGUGGGGGUGCGGAGAGCAACUCACCUGGCUGGUGCGGGUGCUCGGAGCAACUCGCCUGGCUGAGCAACUCACCUGGCUGGUGGGGGUGCUGGGAGCAACUCACAUGGCCGGUGGGGGUGCUGGGAGCAACUCGCCUGGCUGGUGGGGGUGCUGGGAGCAACUCGCCUGGCCGGUGGGGGUGCUUGGAACAACUCGCCUGGCUGGUGGGGGUGCUGGGAGCAACUCGCCUGGCUGGUGGGGGUGCUGGGAGCAACUCGCCUGGCCGGUGGGGAUGCUUGGAACAACUCGCCUGGCUGGUGGGGGUGCUGGGAGCAACUCGCCUGGCUGGUGGGGGUGCUUGGAGCAACUCGCCUGGCUGGUGCGGGUGCUGGGAGCAACUUGCAUGGCUGGUGGGGGUGCUGGGAGCAACUCGCAGGGCUGGUGGGGGUGCUGGGAGCAACUCGCCUGGCGGGUGCGGGUGCUGGGAGCAACUCGUCUGGCUGGUGGUGGUGCUGGGAGCAACUCACCUGGCUGGUGGGGGUGCUGGGAGCAACUCGACUCGCUGGUGGGGGUGCUGGAAGCAACUCAACUGGCUGGUGGGGGUGCUGGGAGCAACUCAACUGGCUGGUGGGGGUGCUGGGAGCAACUCGCGUGGCUGGUGGGAGUGCUGGGAGCAACUCACCUGGCUGGUGGGGGUGCUGGGAGCAACUCGCCUGGCUGGUGGGGGCGCUGGGAGCAACUCGCCUGGCUGGUGGGAGUGCUGGGAGCAACUCACCUGGCUGGUGGGGGUGCUGAGAGCAACUCACCUGGCUGGUGGGGGUGCUGGGAGCAACUCGCCUGGCUGGUGGGGGUGCUGGGAGCAACUCAACUGGCUGGUGGGGGUGCUGGGAGCAACUCGCCUGGCUGGUGGGGGUGCUGGGAGCAACUCGCCUGUCUGGUGGGGGUGUUGGGAGCAACUCGCCUGGCUGGUGGGAGUGCUGGGAGCGACUCACCUGGCUGGUGGGGGUGCUGGGAGCAACUCACUUGGCUGAUGGGGGUGCUGGGAGCAACUCACCUGGCUGGUGGGGGUGCUGGGAGCAACUCACCUGGCUGGUGGGGGUGCUCGGAGCAACUCGCAUGGCUGGUGGGGGUGCUGGGAGCAACUCAACUGGCUGGUGGGGGUGCUGGGAGCAACUCAACUGGCUGGUGGGGGUGCUGGGAGCAACUCGCCUGGCUGGUGGGGGUGCUGGGAGCAACUCGCCUGUCUGGUGGGGGUGUUUGGAGCAACUCGCCUGGCUGGUGGGAGUGCUGGGAGAAACUCACCUGGCUGGUGGGGGUGCUGGGAGCAACUCACUUGGCUGAUGGGGGUGCUGGGAGCAACUCACCUGGCUGGUGGGGGUGCUGGGAGCAACUCACCUGGCUGGUGGGGGUGCUCGGAGCAACUCACCUGGCUGGUGGGAGUGCUGGGAGCAACUCGCCUGGCUGGUGGGGAUGCUAG